AUGAAGCUCUUCAUAGUGGGAAUUGUGGUGUUAGCGGGUAUAUUUCUUGGCGCCAACGAAGGAUCGGCCAAAUUGUUAGAAAACGAUUGUGGAACAGUAAGAAGUAUUUCGCGGCAUAAGCGGGUGAUUGGAGGACGAAUUGCUGGAGUGCUAGAAAAUCCAUGGAUGGCUUUGUUGCUCAGUGAUAAUAAAGAUGAUAAUGACUUUUGUACCGGUUCGCUCAUCACAUCUCGUACGUAGUUCACUUAAAUUUCUGAAUAGCUCUUUUAAAUUAUGGUUUUUACUCGCAGGUUUUGUUCUAACGGCUGCCCACUGCCUUUCCCCGCAUAUUAAGUAUAUAAAUCAGUGAAAUUCUUCUAUGGAAAUAUUUAAUUUUAUUAAUUUCAGUAAGGUGCGCUUAGGAGAAUAUUGCAGGGCGUCGGAUUGCAUACCAAGGGACGGUGAUAUUGAUAUCGAUCGGAAGAUUAUUCACCAGCAAUUCCCAUUGAAAAAGGCUACUUCAAGGCAUGACAUAGCUCUGGUUCGAAUGGCACAAUCAGUUCA
Molecule: messenger RNA, 543 nt
Organism: Drosophila takahashii
Lineage: Eukaryota; Metazoa; Arthropoda; Insecta; Diptera; Drosophilidae
Source: RefSeq, a predicted model, not a curated record